Molecule: messenger RNA, 1851 nt
Organism: Racocetra fulgida
Lineage: Eukaryota; Fungi; Glomeromycota; Glomeromycetes; Diversisporales; Gigasporaceae
Source: the annotation of a GenBank genome assembly
AUGUAUGAUAUUCUUGCCGUUGACGUGACCGAAUGUGGUAUCGCUGUUGCUUUGGUAUCUCAGAAACGGUUAGUUCUUGACGAAACAGUCAUUGGCGGCAUUCGCGUGGUAGAUGAACGACCCACGAUCUCAAACGUUGAUUUCACUUUGGUGCCAAAUGUAGAGAUCAAGGUUUAUGUGAAAUUGAUUCCAUUCAGUAAUAAUAAUGAUAGAUUUGAUUAUUAUUCUUGUGAUAUACAACGAGUGACAGUUUCCCAGAAUGAUUUAGCUCUAGAUGGCAACUGGGUUAAAAAUAUUGUUCGAGUUCAAUUUGCAUAUAAUCUUUUCAUGUAUUCUUCAGAUAUUUCUUUGGGAACAUGUAAAAUAUUCUCGUAUUAUAAAUCACUCGGCAAUUUCAAUAUAAGGAAUCCACCAUUGAAGGAAUUGGCAGCCUCAUUCAAUUUUCUGGUAGCUGGUACAGAGCCAGGGAAUUUUCAAUUGUCUACAUGUGCAAGUGUCUACAAGCACAUGGUUGAAUCAUUAGAUCUUGAUGAAAGGUAUAGGUUUGAUAUUAUAAUACCGGAUGUGGAGAUCGAGUCUCAACGAGUUUACACUCCUACGGUAAUUCAAGGGGCACUCAAGGGUAAAGUUACAGCGUUCCAUAUGGAUCAGAAUGAUUUUAUGAUUGUGGGAUAUUUUAAUAAUGAAAAGGAAGCGACACUUCGUGCUUGGGAUUUAAGAAAAAUUCGAAAUCUUGAAAGCUUUGAAUCACAAGAAUUCCGAAAAGAUAUUGUACAAUACGUUGCAAAACUACCGGCUAAGGCACAAAGCUUUUCCGUGCGAUGGAGAAAUUCAAGUGGCGAAAUUCAAACGCUUCUAAUAACAGAACGAGAAAAACAAUUGCAAGUAUCACCAGAAAUUAUAAUAGCAUGUAGUGGAGGACGUGUUCUUAUAUUUGUUCCCGAUACUACAACACCUAAAUCAGAUGGUGAUAAGGAGUCCAUACAAAAAUUAAAUAUGAUAUGGGAAGUGAACACGGGAUUGAUAUCAUGUCGGCUUAUUGAUGUACAGAAUUGGUUACCAUGUAAUUAUCCAUCCAAUGGAGAUUGGAUUUUUAUUUCAGCCAAACAAACCAAGGGAGACAUGAAGGUUCCAAUAGUUGUUCAAUUCUGCCUUACAAAAACCUCGAAUACAGGAUCGUGUUAUGGUUAUCUUGAAAUCGAUGGGAAUAAUCCAAAUAAAGAAGAAGGAAUAAAACGACCAAGUUUAUAUAUGCGACUUGUACAUAGAAUGUUUACACAGAAAAUACCGCAUUCUGCAACUAUAGUUCAAGCCAUGCCGUAUCUUCCACAUUAUUUUUUAAUUAUAUAUCAAAGACGAGAAUCAGAUAUUAUUAAACCUCGGCCACGCUUUGGUUUAUUCAUUUACGAUUAUCACAAUUCAAAUCUCGUCAACAUAAAUAUUCAAUCAUCACCUUUAUUUUUUAUGGUGCCAUCCGGAUAUAUUGCGAUGGCAACAGAUGGAUUUAAAGAUGAUAUUGUAUAUAUCCCGUUUCCAAAUCUUAAAUCUCGUGGCCGAUUAAAUAGGGUCAAUUCUGCAAAUUCUAAACAAAGUCGACCAAAGUUACAACCUGAUGGAGCUAAUAGAAUAAAAGUGAACCGUGGGCCUGGCGGAAAACGCACAAAACAACCUAAGGGUACAAAAAUUGACAAAAGGAAACACAGAAAUACCUUUGCGUAUAAGUUGAUAUCAAAUUUGAAAGGCUUAUUUCCAAAAUUUGCAUCCACCCAAGCAUUCUUACUUCUCAUUCCUACAGCUGGAUAUAAUUUUUCACAAUUGGAGAAUGAACAUGCGUAUCCUAGUUUUUUAUAA